Budorcas taxicolor (takin) is the source of this 1235-nucleotide messenger RNA. RefSeq names its product golgi transport 1B (gene GOLT1B). Gene Ontology annotation, biological process: retrograde transport, endosome to Golgi; endoplasmic reticulum to Golgi vesicle-mediated transport. Bases 105 to 521 code for a protein of 138 amino acids. Gene Ontology annotation, cellular component: endoplasmic reticulum; membrane. The transcript is spliced from 5 exons. The record is from RefSeq and is a predicted model, not a curated record. NCBI's taxonomy places the organism in Eukaryota, Metazoa, Chordata, Mammalia, Artiodactyla, Bovidae.
GUGGCGGCUCUUGCCUGGGCUGUUUCCCGGCUGCAUUCUCUCCACUUCGCUCCACACCCAGGGCGCUCCGAGGUGCUAUUGCCGCCUCCCUCACCUCUGCAGCCAUGAUCUCGUUAACGGACACACAGAAAAUUGGAAUGGGAUUAACAGGAUUUGGCGUGUUCUUCCUAUUCUUUGGAAUGAUCCUCUUUUUUGACAAAGCACUACUGGCUAUUGGAAAUGUUUUAUUUGUGGCUGGCUUGGCUUUUGUAAUUGGUUUAGAAAGAACAUUCAGAUUCUUCUUCCAAAAACAUAAAGUGAAAGCUACAGGAUUUUUCCUGGGUGGUGUGUUUGUGGUCCUGAUUGGUUCGCCUUUGAUAGGCAUGAUCUUUGAAAUUUAUGGAUUCUUUCUCUUGUUCAGGGGCUUCUUUCCUGUGGUUGUUGGCUUUAUUAGAAGAGUGCCAGUCCUUGGAUCCCUCUUGAACUUACCUGGAAUUAGAUCGUUUGUAGAUAAAGUCGGAGAGAGCAACAAUAUGGUGUAACAACCAUUGAAUUGAAGACUCAUUUAAAAUAUUGUAUUAUUUAUAAAAUCCUUUGAAGAAUAUUCAGCACAAAAUUAAAUUACCUGAAAUAGCUUGUAAUGUUCUUUACAGAAGUUUAAAAGGUAUAGCCUACAAAGUACCAACAACAGUUAACAAAGAAGCGAUGAAAACAGGCUUCUAACCAAGUCAUCUAAGAGGUCAGCAAGCAAACCGAAGGAGGUGAAAUCUAUGUUACAUGCAUAUUGAAACUUUUAAAGGCCAUUUUUAUUAUUUUCCCACAAUGUGUGAAACACAGCCAUCCAUAGUGAACUGUAUGUAAUCCCUAUUUCUUUCCUUCUUAUGUUCAGGAUGCAAGCAUAUCCAUAGGCAUUUCCUUUUUAGAAGUGUCCACUGCAAUGGCAAAAAUAUUUCCAGUUGCACUGUGUCUCUGAAAAUGAUGCAUGAGUUAGAUUGGAUUAUGUCAUUUUAAUCUAUUAAAACCAGGAAAACCCAGUGUUGAUGUAUGAAUCCCUUUUUUUUUUUUUGGUAAGAAUAUGGUUAAAAUAAAACUUUCAUGGUUCUUCUGAAUCUUAAUAUUUUAAAACCAGAUAAAAAUCCGACCUAGAUAUUCUUUGUUGGAAUGUUGCAAAGGUCAUUCUUUACUAUCGUACAGUUUCUAAGUUACAGCUUACUCAGCAUUUUUUCCUUCAGCAACACACUCUGGAAAUCCUUAUA